Molecule: messenger RNA, 525 nt
Organism: Nematocida homosporus
Lineage: Eukaryota; Fungi; Microsporidia
Exons: 1
Coding region: 1-525 (174 amino acids)
Molecular function (GO): RNA binding
Source: RefSeq, a predicted model, not a curated record
AUGAUGACCUAUCUAAGUAUGAUAUCUAACUUAAUAAUUGCUGUAAAGAUUCAUAAGCAUACUCGUGGUGACUCAGAGAGUUGUUAUGUAGUAGUUGAGUACUCUUCUUCUGAUGAUGCUCAGGAAGCUAUUGCUAAGGAGAUAGAAUUUGCUGGUAUUCAUUUGGAUAAGGACUUUGCUAAGUCUGGUAAAGACAAAGCAGCUAAGAAGCCUCCAGUGAAUUACAAGACGAAGAUCUACUUAGGGAAUUUAACUGAUGAAUUUACAGAUGAAGAUUUACAUCAGGCUUUGGAUGGUAAAGUUAUGCCUAAGACGAAGUUUGUUUCGGCUAAGGGCUUAGCAGUAGGACAGAAGAAGUAUGCUUUCUUGGAGUUUGAGACUGAGGCUGAACGGAAUAUUGCUUUAGGGACACUGGAGACGAUUAAGCAAGAUGGGUCUUUAGGGGAUGAGGUGAUUAUUUCUCCGGCCUAUCCUUAUGCUCAGGGGCGCAAGGUAACGAAAAGGCGGAUGUUGCCAAGCAAAUAA